Trichogramma pretiosum is the source of this 1313-nucleotide messenger RNA. RefSeq lists its product as uncharacterized. The record is from RefSeq and is a predicted model, not a curated record. The transcript is spliced from 2 exons. NCBI's taxonomy places the organism in Eukaryota, Metazoa, Arthropoda, Insecta, Hymenoptera, Trichogrammatidae. The coding region runs from base 1 to 1308 and encodes 435 amino acids.
AUGUCGACAUUCGCGACAUAUUUCGCGAUCUUCGCGACUCUAAACGGCAUAAUCUUACUCGGCUCAGUUUCACCUGCGAGUGCCUAUCGUAGUUUUUCAUUCAAAGGCGACAUCGCCGACAAUAGAAAUCCGGUGCUCAGUGAGAGUGGUUUUCAAAAUACGACCUUAUUUUACGGCGACUGUAGCAGACCCUACACAGACGUAGUGAAGCAGGAAGAAUGUAUUCUACAUCGAGUACAAGCGGAUUUCUCGGGAGAAAGUCCAAAAGACGAUGAGUGCAAGAUCACGCUGCAAUCCGAGUCUGGCGGCAAUAUUUACAUGAAUGAUAUUGAUAUCUAUGCUCUGGACAAGGAUCGAGCGAUUAUGCGUUGGUUCGAAGAUGCCCAAGCCUUGUAUGGUCUUCACUUUCGAUUUAGUAUCGUCGAUUUUUCCAAUUGUAAAGUGACAACGACCAAAAUUAUGUGGCGUAUCGAUGUGACAUUACUUACUGACUUUCCUAGCAAAUCACCAGGUGGCUUUUUUAACGAUUUUUUAAAAAAGCCGAGAUAUCUCAAAGAAGAUGAUAAUUUCCAAGUUUUGUCAUUUAUCGAUAAAAAGGUUGUUAAUAGAUCAUCGAUAAAUACUGAAGGUGUCAUUUCAGAAAGCGAAACGUGGCUUACAUACCCUGCUUACUUUGGCCACCCAACGGUUAUCUUUCCAUUGUCGAAGGACAAUGGCUAUUUGCUUAUCGAAACAUCAAUUAAUAAACCGUCGAUGACAGUAGCUCACAUUCAGCCCAACGGUCAAAGAAAAAAUUUAACUUAUGUCGAAGAUGUGCAUCAACCUAUGAUCUCUUUGGCAAAUGGAUUGAUCGGCAUAUGCUUCGUAGAGAAGAAAACAACCAUGAUAUGCACACAAUUCAAGCUCGGUGACAAGGAGAUUAACUGGUUUUCGGCUAGUAAUGCAGUGAAGGAGUUGGGUUUUGAAAGAGCCAUCUACAAUUUGCCGAGGGGAGAAGGAUUUCUAACUCACGUUUCUGAGAAUACAGGCGAGAUCUUUUCCAGGUAUUUGGUUAAAAUCGGCCUGGAUGGAAAAGUCGAGCAGUUGGUGGAUACUGAUCUGAAGUGCCUGUUCGAGCACCAGGAUCCUGCUUUCUAUAAAAUUUUCGAAGACGAUCAGGGCAAUUAUUGCGUGAGCGCCGCUUGCAUGAGGUAUUAUCGCAAGAUAGUACCAUUCCCAUUCGUCGAAGGCAAACAUGUAAAAUUCCAAUCAAAGUGCUUUGAACCGGAAGAUUUUCAAAAUAUUUCAAAACAUGAGAUCAAAGCCUGACGAUC